Molecule: messenger RNA, 1020 nt
Organism: Penicillium egyptiacum
Lineage: Eukaryota; Fungi; Ascomycota; Eurotiomycetes; Eurotiales; Aspergillaceae
Source: the annotation of a GenBank genome assembly
AUGACAACAAGCACAUCUCGCGUCCCCGCAUCACCAGACCCAGAAGAAGAGGAACUAGAGACAGAGAUCGCCUCAAUUCGCGCAGAAAUCCAAAACCUCCAAAAGCACAAACGCUUCCUCACAUCCAGCCUCCUAGCAACCGACCCAAUCCAAAAACUCCUGCGCAAGCAACCCCAACCCCCCACAACAACGGACCCAACCGACCCCCUGACAACAAUCUCCCCCAUCGUCCACAGCGCUGGCGCACACACCUCCUCAAAUCACCACCGCAUUGCCUUCGGCGCAACAGCCUUCCCAUUCAAAGACCCAUCCCCAACGGCUGGCUCCGCGACCCUUCUCGGCGUGCGCAUUGACGUAUGCGCGCGCAAUGGCCGCUUCGCGAAACCAUACUACAUAAUCCUCCAACAUGAGCACAAUCGUGCGGUCUCGGGUUCUGCGAAGAUGUUGAAGGUGUAUCGACACACAGUGCCGGGGUUUAUAUCGAUAGCAAAGCUGGAGAGUGUCUACCUACCGCGUCCUGGUGUAACGCGCGAGAAUGGGAAUGGUCAUCGGGGAAGUUCAUCUGGCGAAGACGAGGACGCUGAGCCCGCGAAGCCGUGGAAGAAGAGCGGCAGCUCUGCCCGGAAACAAGAUCUGCGGGGGUUUGUGCGCGAGCUUCGGAGGGAGCUUGUUGCAUGGCAUAUGCGUGUCGAUGCAGUUGAGUUCCUGCGUGAGAAAUUGGGUCUCGUUGGUGAGGGUGGGGGGUCCUUGCCGUUUGAUGUUUCCCCGGAUCGAGAUACCGGGAUUGUGUCUUUGGCUGCUGUUGCGGUCGAGGCGCGGUAUGUGCGGGUUGAAUGGGUGGAUGGACGGGUUGGGCGGUUUAAGUUGUCUAAUGCUGGGAUUGUGGAGCGGGCUGUUGUUAUUGGCGAUGAAGGUCGGGAUAAGAAGGUUGAGGAUGCGAUGACUGGGGGUGGUGGGAGGGUUGAGACGAUUUUGGAUAGGUUGAGGGUUGAUGUGUUGUCUCGAUCACCUGGGUUAUGA